Molecule: messenger RNA, 2183 nt
Organism: Brassica oleracea var. oleracea
Lineage: Eukaryota; Viridiplantae; Streptophyta; Magnoliopsida; Brassicales; Brassicaceae
Product: beta-hexosaminidase 2
Exons: 2
Coding region: 298-2046 (582 amino acids)
Biological process (GO): carbohydrate metabolic process; glycosaminoglycan metabolic process
Cellular component (GO): membrane
Molecular function (GO): beta-N-acetylhexosaminidase activity
Source: RefSeq, a predicted model, not a curated record
UCUUCUGGGAUCUGCUUCAGAGUGCCUUUUUAAGUCACUAGUUUUGAACACUUUAGCACUUGGAUCUCUUUCUUACUUCUGCUUCCUGUUUGUAAAUGUUUAAUCUGUCUGUCCUCUUUGCUUCCUCCACUAUAGUCAUCUAACUCUCACCUUUCUUGAUGUAUUCUUUGAUGCAAUUACUAUACUUGGUUCCUCUAUUUUUGCAGAUUAUAUGUGACUUGUGAAUACCAAUGAUAGUUGAAACGCCUUGUGGUUAAAGUCAGGAACAGCACUUACUCGUCUUAAACUGGAAAAGUCAUGCCUACGUUCCCCAAGUUUCAUGUGCUACUGGUCUUCUUUGUCUGGCUUCUUUCUCCUUGGCUCUCCUCUGCCAUACCUAUCAACAUAUGGCCAAAGCCAAGAUUUCUAUCAUGGCCUCAACAUAAAGGCAUCACCCUCUCUCCAGACUUCACCAUCAUUUCCCCUCAACACCAACACCUUUCAGCCUCCGUUACACGCUACCACAACCUGAUCCACUCAGAGAAUUACUCUCCUCACAUUACCAACUCCAUCAAACUUAUCAAACGCUACAACUUAAGCAAACUUGUAGUCACUAUCACAGAUCUUUCUCUUCCCCUUCACCACGGUGUUAACGAGUCUUACACCCUCUCCAUCCCCUUUAAAAGCUCCUCAGCUCACUUAUCAGCUCAUUCGGUUUGGGGAGCUAUGCAUGGCCUUGAGACAUUCUCUCAAAUAACUUGGGGAAAAGCUCCUGAGUUGUGUGUACCAGUUCGAAUCUAUAUUCAGGAUUCUCCUUUGUUUGGUCAUAGAGGGGUGUUGCUAGAUACAUCAAGGAACUACUAUGGAGUAGAGGAUAUAACAAGGACCAUCAAAGCUAUGAGUGCAAACAAACUCAAUGUGUUCCAUUGGCACAUUACUGAUUCACAUUCUUUCCCAUUGGUGCUUCCUUCUGAGCCUUCACUUGCUGCAAAGGGAUCUUAUGGACCGGACAUGGUAUACGCUCCUGAAGAUGUCUCAAUGAUUGUUCAGUUUGGUUUGGAGCAUGGUGUUAGAGUUCUUCCUGAAAUAGACACUCCUGGCCAUACAGGUUCAUGGGGAGAAGCUUACCCGGACAUAGUCACAUGUGCAAACAUGUUCUGGUGGCCAGCUGGAAAAAGCUGGGAGGAGCGGUUAGCUAGUGAACCGGGAACUGGUCAGCUUAACCCCUUGAACCCAAAGACAUAUGAAGUUGUUCAAAACGUUAUACAAGAUGUUGCUAAGCUAUUCCCUGAGCCUUUCUUUCAUGGAGGUGGAGAUGAAGUCAUCCCAGGCUGCUGGAAAACAGACCCUGCAAUCACUUCCUUCUUGUCCUUUGGUGGAACACUAAGCCAGCUUCUUGAAAAGUACAUAAACUCGGCGUUACCUUACAUUGUGUCACAGAACAGGACAGCUGUUUACUGGGAAGAUGUUCUGUUGGAUGCACAAAUCAAGGUGGAAUCUUCAUUUCUUCCUAAAGACCACACAAUCUUGCAGACUUGGAACAACGGUCCUGUGAACACUAAGAGAAUAGUAGCUGCUGGUUACAGAGUAAUUGUAUCUUCGUCAGAGUACUACUACUUAGACUGUGGUCACGGCGGGUUUCUAGGGAACGAUAGUCAAUAUGAUCAGCAAGGACGCGGUGGUAGCAGUGAUGGAGGGUCUUGGUGUGCACCGUUUAAGACGUGGCAGACCAUAUACAACUAUGAUAUAACGGAUGGUUUGGUCGAUGAGGAAGAGAGGAAGCUGGUGUUAGGAGGAGAGGUAGCGUUGUGGUCAGAGCAAGCUGACCCUACGGUAUUGGACUCAAGGCUGUGGCCACGUGCCUCAGCGUUUGCUGAGAGUUUGUGGUCAGGGAAUAGAGAUGAGAGAGGUGUGAAGAGAUGUGGUGAGGCUUUGGAUCGGUUAAACCGUUGGAGGUAUAGAAUGGUUAAGAGAGGGAUUGGUGCUGAACCUAUUCAGCCGUUGUGGUGUUUGAGGAAUCCUGGGAUGUGUAAUGCUGCAGUUCAUAGUGCUUCAGAAGAUCUAUAAAGAAAGGAAAUAAAUGAAAAUUUGAUUUAACUUAAACAAAGUUAUUUUUCUUCUAAUGAAAUUUGCAUGUCUGAUAUAAGAAACAUUUAUGCUUGUUAAUGUCACAUGCUAAAGUUUUAGGGAUAUUUUUACGAAUA